This is a messenger RNA of Cucumis melo (muskmelon), 1914 nucleotides long. Its product is annotated as tRNA dimethylallyltransferase 2. The transcript is spliced from 10 exons. The coding region runs from base 373 to 1794 and encodes 473 amino acids. Lineage: Eukaryota; Viridiplantae; Streptophyta; Magnoliopsida; Cucurbitales; Cucurbitaceae. The record is from RefSeq and is a predicted model, not a curated record. Gene Ontology annotation, cellular component: mitochondrion. Gene Ontology annotation, biological process: tRNA modification. Gene Ontology annotation, molecular function: tRNA dimethylallyltransferase activity.
AUUGGACAAAGAUUUUUUAGAAGAAAAUUGAGAGAAUUCCGAAGAACUCUACGUGAGUUCUUUGAAAAACUUACAAUCUUGAAGCGGAAAUGGUUUUUUUUUUUCGACGAAGGCUUAGGAUUUUUAAUAUUUGUCUAAAUCUUUAUACAUACACGAGAAAAAGAAACGAGAGGAAAAACCGAAAAGAAAUUGUUAGCGAAUUGACCUCGCUUGUGGAUGAAGUCAAUUUGGUAAAUUCACAGUGGCUGACAUAGCGCAGAACAUAAGACCAAUAGUCAUUUGAAUGUGAAAGUCGGAGGGCAUUCGUCCAAAUUUCUCAAAAAGAUCCCUUGAAUGGUACAAAUGGUCUAAAAUUGACGUACCGGUGAAGCGAUGGCCAUCGUAGACGGAGGCACUCGAACAGAGUCUGCAAAUUCGAUUAUGGGAAGAGAAAAGCCGAAGAUGGUCGUGAUUAUGGGGCCGACUGGUUCUGGGAAGUCACGUCUCGCUAUCGAUUUGGCUUCUUACUUCCCCGUCGAGAUCAUCAACGCUGACUCUAUGCAGGUUUAUCGAGGAUUGGACGUUCUCACAAACAAAGUUCCCCCUGAAGAUCAAAAUGGAGUACCGCAUCAUCUUUUAGGUACUGUGAGUCCAGACGUUGAAUUCACGGCUAAAGACUUCCGAAAUUCUGCUGUUCAUGUUAUUGAUGGCAUAAUUUCUCGUGGAUGCUUGCCAAUGAUAGUGGGCGGAACAAAUUAUUAUAUACAGGCUCUUGUUAGUCUGUUUCUUCUGGAUGAUUCUGCAGAAAAUGUUGGCGGAGGUUGUUCCAUUUAUCCUGGCGAUGAAGAGCUGGGAGUUGAUUUGGAUGAGGGCAGAGAUGGUUUGAAGUAUGACCAUAACCAUCUUAAAGAGAUUGAUCCAGUUUCGGCUAACAGAAUCCAUCCUAAUAACCACAGAAAAAUAAAUCAAUACCUAAGUUUGUAUUACCGCACUGGUGUUCUUCCCAGCACACUUUUUCAAGGAAAGGCUGCUGAGAAUUGGGGUCAAGCCGAUAGUUUCAGAUAUGAUUGCUGCUUGAUAUGUGUUGAUGCUUCUGUUCCACAACUUGACGAACAUGUUGAUUCUAGAGUUGACAUCAUGAUGGCUGCUGGAUUGCUUGAUGAGGUCUAUGACAUUUACGAUCCAAAUGCAAACUAUACUAGAGGAUUGCGUCAAGCUAUUGGUGUUCGGGAGUUUGAAGAAUUUUUGAGAUAUUAUAUACCUGAAGGUGGAUUCAAAAAAGAAAGUGCUGGGUUUAGUCCAAAAAAUUUAAUGGAGUGCAAUGAGAUUUUGAAAGAGAGUAUGAGGUCAAUCCUAAGUUCACCGUGUGAUGGCCAACCCAGUUUGCUACUGAAAGAAGCCGUAGAUAAUGUAAAGUUGAAUACUAGAAGACUGGUUCGUCGUCAGAGGAGGCAGCUAAAGAGACUGGAAACUCUGUUUGGAUGGAAGAUCCACUAUGUUGAUUCCACGGAAUAUAUAACAUGCAAAGUGGAGGAUUCAUGGACUCGACACGUCGUUGAACCAGCAGUUCAAAUAAUUAGAUCUUUUCUUACAGACGGUUUGGUGACCCAGACAAUGAAACCGCAUAGUUCAAAGCUAAUCAAGGACUUGUGGACACAAUAUAUAUGUCAGGCUUGUGGGAAUAAAGUACUAAGAGGAGCACAUGAAUGGGAACAACACAAUCAAGGUCGAACACAUCGAAAACGAAUGUAUCGGCUUAAGAAAAAGUGUGAAGGGCUUUCCUUGCUGCACCAGAAACUACCUCCUCAAGAAUAACUCUUAUGGCUUCCAAAUUUGGUAUUACAAAGUAAUAUUGGCAUUGUUUAUUUUGACCUUUUAUUUACAGGGUAGGUUUACGAGUCUUAAUCAAGGUUUAAGUUUUUGAUUUAGUUUACA